UUCGUGUAUUUGAUUGUAGGUGUUUCCCUUACGUACGAGAUUAUGCUAACAACAAGUUUGAUCCCAAGUCAUAACCAUGCAUAUUUAUCGGUUAUAGCAAUAGACAUAAGGGUUACUGCUGUUUACAUCCAUCAUCUGGAAGAGUGUAUGCUUCUAGACAUGUUGUUUUUGAUGAGAAGAUUUUUCCAUACACAGAUCCAAAGAAGUUGCGGCAACCAUAUGAUAACAGCGAGUACUCAACCUUCCUUGAAUGGAAAAAUCCAUCGUUGCAACAAGAUACCUCUCCAAAUUUGAGGGUUACACACAUUCAAAAUCAAGCAAAUUAUGAACCUGUUGCUAAUGAACCUUUUCACACUUCACUGCUUGGCAUAGUAUCUAAUGAGCUAAAUUGCCUUGAUGUGCAGGUCCUUGAUGAUGUGGUACAAAAUGAUGAGUUUUUUUUAUCAACAAGACAAUCAUCAACAAGACAUGGCCAUCAAUAAUGAGUUGGCACAACAAGACUUGCCUAUUAACAGUGAGCUUCCUCAAGAACCAGCACCAAAUCAUGAGGUACCACAACAAGACUCGGUCGUCAAUAGUGCCCAAGAGUCAAUCUUUAUUCCAAGUACAACUCCCACUCAUGAGACCUCAAAUGCAAUAACUUUCAAUACACAUAGUAUGGCCACUCGAGAUAAGUUAGGUAUUGUAAAACCAAACCCCAAAUAUUCCUAUGUGACUCAAGUGUAGGAUAUUCCAAAUGAGCAAAAAACUGUAAAAUCUGCUCUUAAGCAUCCAGGAUGGUUAAUGCCAUGCAAGAGUGUAACACCUCAUGUACUUUAGUGAAUAAAUUAAAAAUUUGAGUCCUUUAUUUUAACAUUUUAGGGACUAAAUUGAUUAGAAUUAAAAUAUGUGGACCUUAUGUGAAAUUUUGAGAUAGUUAGAGACUAUCAAACUAUUUUACCCAAACUUUGAGACAUGUGGCAAUUUGGCAUUAAGUCACUAGAGGUUCUCUAGAAGAUUUUCGAAAAAGCCAAAUCCUUUUAUUUUUGAACUUAUCCUCUUGAAACCCAUUUUCUCUACAUCUUUUUUUUUCCAGUUGGUCCCCUGCCUCUUUCUCCCUUCUUUUUCCAGCCAAGAUUAAUGUGUAGGACACACUCUCAAAUUGAAAUCCCUUCAAUUUCUGCAGUUCUCUUCAACUUGGUGCUUUGAUUUCUGAAUUAGUAGACUGGAGUAGCGGCCACUCAGCUUGAGAGCUCUCGGUAUAAAUCUCGUAUGUCGACCUCAGUGUUUUCAAUGUGAAGGUGGAUUAAUGUAUUACCAAAAUGGUAAUUUUGCUUUUAUUAUUUUAGAAAGUAUUUUGAAAAGCAAUUGCUUUCAUGUAUUUUUUUUGUAUAAGUUACUUUUAUGUAUAUGACAUUAAACUUAAUUAAAAUGG
Rubroshorea leprosula is the source of this 1414-nucleotide messenger RNA. The record is from the annotation of a GenBank genome assembly. NCBI's taxonomy places the organism in Eukaryota, Viridiplantae, Streptophyta, Magnoliopsida, Malvales, Dipterocarpaceae.